Molecule: messenger RNA, 2013 nt
Organism: Rhipicephalus microplus (southern cattle tick)
Lineage: Eukaryota; Metazoa; Arthropoda; Arachnida; Ixodida; Ixodidae
Product: piggyBac transposable element-derived protein 2-like
Source: RefSeq, a predicted model, not a curated record
AUGACGACACGACUCAAAAACUUCAUUUUCAACGUGAAAACAGAACCGAAACUGCUCGUUUUCUUUUUCGUUGUACAAUUGGAAGUGCUAGUGCCAUCGCCAUCAUUAGUCAUGUGAUCCCGCAGAGGAGCGUUGAAGGAAGAAGAAGAAAUGACAACAACAAACAUGGCAGACGCAUCGGCAGGUGCACCUAAUCCAGGUAUACCAGCAUCCUCGUUCUACGGCAGGCGUUUAGAAGAAAGCACAGAUGCACUUUUUCAUGAACUGGACAAUGGUAAUUUGUCUGAUCUAGAAGGAGAAAUAGACAAUUCCUCUGACAGCGGUGAUGAUCUUGAGGAGCCCGAGCAAGAACAUGCUGACAGCGAGGAGGAAAGUGCGGAUGAUGUUUGCGAGGUGCCGGCAGCAGCUUGGACUAAAAAGAAGUUCGUAAAGCCAGACACAUCUUUUGAGUGCGACGAACUUCCUUUUUUGAAUACUAACGAAGAGAUGCCCUCACCGUGGGACUACUUCAGUCACUACGUUCCCAAGAGCAUAUUCAUUGACAUGGCAGAAAGAACUAACCAGUAUUCUUUACUGCAAGAAGGGAGAUGCGUUGGUACAAAUGAACAGGAAAUCCGACAGCUGAUUUCUCUUCACUUGAUCAUGGGGGUGAUGCGAUACCCAAGGCUACGGUUAUAUUGGAAGCCGGAAAUGAAGACUAGGCUGGUGGCAUCCACUGAACUCUCACGCAACCGCUUCGAAAAGCUGAGGAACAAUCUGCACAUCGUUGACGUGUCUCUGCCGGACCCAAAGGAUCGCUUCUGGAAGGUGAGACCCCUUCUUGAUAAAUUUGAAGCAAGGUGUCGGUCCUUGAAGGUGGAGGAACGAUUGUGUAUCGAUGAACAAAUUGUUCCCUUCAAAGGAAAGCUCGAUAUAAAGCAGUAUGUGAAAGGCAAGCCACACCCCUGGGGUGUAAAAAUCUUCAUGCUGUGUGGAGAGUCUGGCAUUGUGUAUUCUUCCCUGCCUUAUCAGGGGUCAACAACAAGGCUAGACGAAAGCCUAAAACAGCAGUAUGGCGUGACAGGCGCUAUAGUGUCACAGCUUGCUCACCGUAUUCCCUGCGACAAGGGGCACAAGCUAUUUUUUGACAAUUAUUUUACGUCACUGCCUCUGCUGCGCAUGCUCCUUGAUAAGAAGAUAUUUGCUGCAGGAACAAUUCGAGUCAACCGAUGUCAAAAAUGCCCGCUGGAGCCAGAGAAAAAUCUAAAGCAAAAAGGUCGCGGUUCUUCCGCUUCUGUGGUCAGCAAAGAUGGAAAAGUGGCGGUCACACGAUGGUACGACAACAAGGCUGUGACUCUGGCAUCGAACUUUGUGGCUAUCGAUGAUGAAGACACCGCAAAGCGCUGGAGCAAGAAAGAUGGGUGCUACAUAGAAGUAAAACGGCCUGCUGUUGUAAGAAUGUACAACAGCAGCAUGGGUGGAGUUGAUAAAACCGACUUCCUAGUGGCACUCUACCGCACGAAGAUUCGGUCACGAAAAUGGACACUGAGGAUGAUAUUUCAUGUUAUCAAUGCUUCAGUCGUGAAUGCAUGGCUUGAAUACAGAAGAGAUGCAGUCGCACGAGGGCUGACGUCUGCCAGUCAGCUGGACUUGCUCGACUUCACUCUGAGUAUUGCAGAAGCCCUUGCACGAGUACAGAGCCUGCCCAAGGCGAGAAAACGCGGAAGGCCAUCGCUCUCACCUUUGCAACCUUCUAAAGAAGCAAAAUAUACCGAAAAUAGGCCUGUGCGAGAUGUGCGAUACGACGAGGUGGGACACUGGCCUAUUCGCUCUGACAGCAGGGAGCAGCGAUGUAAGCUGGAGGGUUGCACGGGACAAACGCGUAUAAUGUGUGAGAAAUGUAAGGUGCAUGUGUGUCUUGCCAAGUCUCGAAACUGCUUCCGAGCAUUCCAUAUGCAUAAGUGAUGAAAUUUGUGCUUGGAACUAUAUUGUACUUUUCACAUAGCAAUAAACCAACUUUUCGCUGUUUCGCAA